AGGGAAGGAAAAUUCCGAAGAUGACCCUUUAAGCAGGCUUUGUGACAUACCUGGCCCUAAUGAUUCAUGGCCUUCAUCAAUUGAUGACUUAGAUUUGGAUACCAAGAAUGUCCCAAAAAUAGAUGUCACAAAGCUAAUAAAGACUUGUCCUCUUUGGCAAUCUACAGAAAUUCAACAAGCAAAAUAUUACAUUCAGAGACCAGAAAGUAAAACCUUGCUUGAGAGUAUCUCUGAGAAUCUUCCACAGAAGUAUGCUGGUCAUUCACCUGGGGCUGCAGAUCAAAGAGGAAAAAAUAUAGUAAAUGGGCAAGGAGAAGGUUUGUCAGCAGAACAAGACUUUAAAAUGACAGCAGAGGAAGAGCAAGAAAAACUUGAUGGAAAUGAAAAUAAGGAGCCACAGGAUAAAGUUACUUUAAAAACAGCCACCCCUACAGAAAAGACAUCUGAGAAUCAAACCAAGCAAAUUAAUCUCCCACUUUUGCAAGUGCAAAAAAUGUCUCAAGACCCAGAAAUGAAUAAGGAUCGUAAUAGAGAGGACAUACCUGUAUAUCCAGGACAACCUUUCAUGCAGAAGUAUGAGGGGGGGUGGAUACAACAAGAAAAAUUAGAGUGGAAGAAUAACUCACAAGUCAUCACCAGUGAGUUAAAGCAGAGAUUUGGUGAAAUUCGUGAAAAGUACAGAAUUGCUGCUUGUUCUGAGGAAGAGCCACUACGUGAUAACUCUAAAGGAGAAGCAGAUUUAAAGAAAAUCCCCUCUAAUUUGACAAAUGAUAUGCUCGAUUGUGAAGGGAAAGAUGCAUUUGGAUUCUCUGGAGUACUCCAGGCAUUUCCUGAACAAAAAGAAGACCCCAGUCUUAAAAAUAUCUUUCCACCUCAUUCACACUCUGGGUCCCCAGAAUAUGCUUGCCAGUCAUCUUCUAAGCUUUAUUUAAAUGAAAAUGAAUUAGACCAUGAAAAUAACAAACCAGACACCGAGUUUGUUUUUAACACAAAUGAGAAUUUGUGUAAUGAUACAGAAAAUAAAAAAGGAAGGAACCAAGAAGUAGUUACAGUUGAAGUGAAAGAAGACCAAGAGUUUGAUAUGCAGAUGACAAAAAACAUGAUCCAAAAUACCACUGAUGGGGAGUUAGACAUUGGCCAUGUGCCCCAGUCUAGUGAUCCAAAAAGCCUUUCUGAUGUGUGGCUUACCCACUCCAGUGAAAUGAAGCAUAUGUCUCAAAUAAAAGGACAGAGGACUGCUGUUACAGAGCCUUACAAGAAAGCAAAACUGACAAAGCACUUGUUCCAGAAUAGCAGUCCUGCCUUGAGUAUGAUGGAAUUGAAGAAAAAUGAAAAAGAAAUAUGGACCUCAGAAGACUCUGUGAUUGUACCGAUGUUGGAGAAGGCCAAUUUGCUAACUGGUGGUCCACUCCAAGUGAAUGGUAACAGCCGCUUAGGUAAAAUAGAUCAGGAUGAAGGAAGAUUUGCCUUCAAACAAGAAAAGGAAAACAGAAGAGAUGCUGACAUAGUGUGUGACAGACUUAGAAACCUGCUACGAAGAACAGAAGAGCAGUGCAGUGCAGAUGCUGCAGCGAGACGACUCGAAGUGACUCUGAGGACACAAGAUGCAGAACCGAGGGCUGUCAGAGACAACUGGAAUCCGAUUUCUGAUAGUCAUACAGAAGAUCUGUGGCAUAAAAAUGACAUGUUGCAAGAUGAAAUUGCCAAGCUAAGACUGGAAAUAGACACAAUAAAAAAUCAAUACCAGGAGAAGGAGAAGAAAUAUUCCAGGGACAUUGAAAUUGUAAAAGAAAAGAGUGAUGACCUUCAAAAGAUAAUGAAACUAAAUGAGGAAACAUCAGCAAAAAAAAUAUUCCAGUACAUUGGACAGAUUCGUGUUCUGACAGAUGAGAAUAUGGUGCUAAAUUCUAAACUGGAGAAUGAAGAACAAAACAAGGAAAGACUGGAAACAGUAGUUGAAUCAUACCACUCUCGACUGCCUGCAGCUAUACAAGAUCAUGAUCAAAGUCAGAUAUCUGAAAGGGACCUAGAACUUGCUUUGCAGAAAGCUGAAGAUGAGUGUUUUCAUUUACAGGAAAAAAUGAAUUUUGAUUUGUCUAAACUAAAAGAUAAAAAUGAAUUUCUUUCUCAAAAACUUUCUAAAGCUGAAAGUAGAUCUAAUAGUCUAAAAAUUGAGUUCCAUCACACAAGAGAUGCUCUCAGAGAACAGACUUUGGUCUUAGAAGGUGUAAAAAGAGACCUAAGCCAAACACAGUGUCAAAUGAAGGAAACUGAACACAUGUAUCAUAAUGAACAAAGUAAAGUGAAUGAAUGCACUGGAAAGCAGCAAUCUGUAGAGGAGAGAUUAUCACAACUACAACAUGAAAAUGUGUUGCUUCGACAGCAACUGGAUGAAGCUCGCAACAAAGCUGAUCAUAAAGAAAAGACAGUAAUUAAUAUCCAACACCAGUGUCACGAUAUUGUAAGAAAACCCCAAGCUCAGAGUAAAAAAGGAAGUCUCAUAGUAGAAGAGAGAAACAAGGAGUUAAUCAAUGAAUGUAAUCAUUCAGAAGAAAAACUGCAUCACUACGAAAACGAGAAAACAGAAAGAGAAGUAGCCGUAAGGCCAGUUCAACACAAGCUGGCUGAUACUCUUAAAAAACAGCCUACGUCAGAGGCUUCACUGGAGGUUACAUCACGUCAUCAAAUUGAUUUAGAAGAUGAGACAAAAGAUUUAAAGAAGAGAUUAUGUGAACUCCAAAGUCAG
Molecule: messenger RNA, 2746 nt
Organism: Galeopterus variegatus (Sunda flying lemur)
Lineage: Eukaryota; Metazoa; Chordata; Mammalia; Dermoptera; Cynocephalidae
Product: putative coiled-coil domain-containing protein 144C
Exons: 11
Source: RefSeq, a predicted model, not a curated record